AUAACGUGUAUACAUUGCUCGACGAUCAUCACAGAAUACAUUUAUUCAAGAUGCAUUUCAGUUUGGUGUUUAUGUUAGUAGCGCUGAUGUUUGUGAUUGCAGAAGGAGACGAGCAUUCUGCACGUGACUGUGAGAAUGUGUGUGGCGGUGUGUGCCGUGAUGAAUGUGAAGAAGGCCAGACACGAAGACCAUGGUGCAAGAGAAGCUGUCCAGGAGAGCAACACUGCUGCACAAAUGCACGAAACUGUCGCGAUAUUUGUGGUGGACAAUGCCAGGAUCAUUGCAAUACAGACCAGGUAGCGAAACCAUGGUGCAAAAGAAGCUGUGAAGGAGCCCAGGUGUGCUGUGCACCAGCAUAAAUCUGGUCAAUUUCAUUGGACAAUCCUAGAAAAGAUUUCCCUACAGCUUACUAUGCAUCCUAGGUAACCAAUAAUGCACCUCUAGUAAUAAAGCAGUUGACAACUAA
Messenger RNA from Saccoglossus kowalevskii, 466 nucleotides. RefSeq lists its product as uncharacterized. The record is from RefSeq and is a predicted model, not a curated record. Lineage: Eukaryota; Metazoa; Hemichordata; Enteropneusta; Harrimaniidae.